AUGUGAUUCGCAUGUUCUUCUGGUUAAGGUUACGUGGCCAGCGGGCGCAUCGUCUCUCCAUACACCGCCAUUGCAUAGAACCAUUGCUCGACACGUUGGCUAAAGAAUAUAUAAUAUAUAUAAUUGUAACCGAGCAACCGAUUUUAAAUAGGAUUGUGUUGGGUACUCUUCGAUUGUGCUUUGUCUAAUAUUGUUCCUUUAGUUUGUUCCCAAUUGAUAGUUGCCAACAACACUUCACUCCAUUUCAUACUCAAGAGAAAGCAAUGGCAUCUUCGGUGAUUGAGGGUAAACACGAGCCCUCGGAUUUGAUCACAGAAAACGUGAAUCUGACGGUUGCAAAUCUCUCACUUUCCAGUGAGACAUUUUUGAGAGGCGCAAUUUCUCUCAAGGAUAAGGUGGUGGAGGAGACUUGGAAACGGAGAGAAGUGGUUGACCCAACGGUGUACACCGGUCUGUUGGGCACCGCCUUCACUUGCUUGCGGUCUUACCAGGUAACCGGUUGCCGGAAGGACUUGCUAUUAUGCAGUGAGAUCAUUGACACGUGUGCCACUGUUGCCCGUGCCUCCCUCAGGCACGUGACAUUUUUGUGCGGUAGAGGAGGCGUUUAUGCUCUUGGAGCUGUCGUUGCUAAUUAUAUGGGGGACCUUCGAAAGCGUCAUAUAUUUCUGGAUCUAUUCAUUGAGGUGGCAAAAGAAAGAGCUCUACCUGUAGGACCAGAAGAAGGUGGUUUUGGAAUGUCAUAUGAUCUUCUAUAUGGGCGUGCUGGAUUCUUAUGGGGUGCAUUAUUCGUAAACAAGUACUUGGGAGAAGAUGCAGUGCCUAAAGAAAUUCUGAUGCCUAUUAUUGAUGCUGUGUUGGCUGGGGGUAGAGCGGGAGCAUCUGAUAUUAAAGAAUGUCCAUUGAUGUAUAGAUGGCAUGGAACAAGGUACUUGGGUGCUGCAAAUGGCCUUGCUGGUAUCCUACAUGUGUUGCUCCAUUUUGAUCUUCCUAUUGAGGAUGCUGAAGAUGUUAAGGGAACUUUGAGAUACUUGAUGAGUAAACGCUUCCCUCACAGUGGAAACUACCCUUCUAGCGAAGGGAAUCCAAGGGAUAAGUUAGUGCAGUGGAGUCAUGGUGCAACUAGCAUGGCCAUCACAUUGUCCAAAGCUGCACAGGUUUUUCCAGGUGACAGGGAGCUACGAGAUGCGGCAAUAGAAGCAGGGGAAGUUGUGUGGAAGAGUGGAUUGGUGAAGAAGGUGGGACUUGCUGAUGGGGUAUCUGGUAACGCCUACGCCUUCCUCUCCCUCUAUCGACUAACCAAGGAGAGCAUAUACGAACAGCGAGCAAAAUGGUUCUCUUGCUUCUUAUAUGAUAAUGCAAUUUCUCUGCCUUCUUCCAAUGCCUAUUCUCUUUUCCAAGGACUUGCUGGAACUGCAUGCCUCUGGUUUGACCUUCUUGCACCUGACAACUCUCGUUUUCCAGGCUAUGAACUAUAGAUUAUUCCAAUUAAUAUGAAGGGUAAUUCUGUGAAGGAUUAUGUAUUAUUCACACACUCAACCAUAAUAUAAUCUUCAUCGCCAAGGAUUUAUAAUUUAUUCAAUUUUACUAUACUUAUAGUAUAUUGAGUUCUUUU
Messenger RNA from Abrus precatorius (Indian licorice), 1612 nucleotides. Its product is annotated as lanC-like protein GCL1. The record is from RefSeq and is a predicted model, not a curated record. The transcript is spliced from 5 exons. Gene Ontology annotation, cellular component: plasma membrane. Bases 264 to 1475 code for a protein of 403 amino acids. Gene Ontology annotation, biological process: peptide modification; carbohydrate metabolic process. Lineage: Eukaryota; Viridiplantae; Streptophyta; Magnoliopsida; Fabales; Fabaceae.